AUGGCAUUCAAGUUGAUUGUUUGCUUCGCCAUGGUAGCAUACGUCCAUGCUGGUAUCUUGGCCUCCGGUCCAAUCGCCUACACGGCACAGUCCUACCACGCCGCUCCAGUGGCUUACGCCGCAGCUCCAGUCGCCUACAAAUCCUACGCCGCGGCUCCAGUUGCCUAUAAAUCGUAUGCUGCCACACCUGUAGCAUAUGCUGCGCCUGCCGUUGUCGCCGCUCCAGUUGCCAAGACCGUUAUCACCAAGGCUGUCGACACCGAGUAUGACCCUCACCCACAGUACAGCUACUCCUACGAUGUUCAUGACUCCUUGACCGGUGAUGUCAAGACCCAACACGAGUCUCGUGACGGUGAUGUCGUUCAGGGUAGCUACUCACUCCUUGAUGCUGAUGGCACCAAGCGCACUGUUGAGUACACUGCUGAUCCGGUCAACGGAUUCAACGCAGUCGUUCACAAGGAGCCAGUCGUUAAAGCUGUCGCCACCCCAGUGGUCAAGACCGUAGCCCCAGCAUACGCGACAUAUGCUGCUGCCCCAGCUUUAGUCAAGACCUACGCCGCCGCUCCAGCGCUUGCUUAUAAAGCCGCUCCUCUUGCCUACUCUUCCGCUUACUACCACUAA
Phymastichus coffea is the source of this 621-nucleotide messenger RNA. Its product is annotated as larval cuticle protein A2B-like. The transcript is spliced from 4 exons. Lineage: Eukaryota; Metazoa; Arthropoda; Insecta; Hymenoptera; Eulophidae. The record is from RefSeq and is a predicted model, not a curated record. Gene Ontology annotation, cellular component: extracellular matrix. Bases 1 to 621 code for a protein of 206 amino acids.